Naegleria lovaniensis is the source of this 738-nucleotide messenger RNA. RefSeq lists its product as uncharacterized. The coding region runs from base 1 to 738 and encodes 245 amino acids. The record is from RefSeq and is a predicted model, not a curated record. Gene Ontology annotation, molecular function: phosphatidylinositol binding. Gene Ontology annotation, cellular component: endosome. NCBI's taxonomy places the organism in Eukaryota, Heterolobosea, Eutetramitea, Acrasida, Naegleriidae. The transcript has a single exon.
AUGUCUAUGGAUCCAACGACAGAUCUUGAAUUAGGAAAAUACGUACAAGAAGAAGGAAAUGAUGAUGAUAUUGAUACUCCUUUGAAUCCUAAUGUGAAUCCACAACAAGUAAGCUCUUCCGAAGAUCAUCAACCAAUUUUAUUACCAAAAUUCAAAGCAACCAUCAUUGGUACGGAAACUCGAGAGGAAGAUCCAGAACAUCAAUCUCUCAUUCAUGAUAAUCGUUAUACGGUCUAUGAAAUUAAGGUUGUCAAUGAGAAUGAUGCAUCCAUUCAUUUUGUAUUUCGUCGUUUCUCGGAAUUUGCAAAUUUGAAAAACAAGUUAGCAGAAAAGUAUCCCGAGAGAGUGAAGGAAAUUGAAGCCAUGGAACACAUCUUUCCCAAAUCAACAUGGUUUUGGACUAAUAAAUUAUCAAAGGAAGUGGUCGAACAAAGACGAGAGAAAUUGGAUGAAUUACUCAAGUUUAUUUGUUCCGAUUCGGUUUUCAGUGGCGACGAAAGGUUUUAUGAAUUUUUGCAAUGCGACAUGAAAAUGCUGGAGAAGGCACUAGGAUUUUUCAGAAACAAACUCUAUCAUUAUCAACAAAGUAGAAAGGAUUUGAAAGAUAAGCAAGAAUAUGAACGUUCUCAAGAAAUGGUUAGACAAUUGACAAGAAAAAGAAGUGAGAGUUUGAGCAAGAUGAAGGGUACACAGAAUACCAAUUCAGCAAGCAUGGUUCAUAAUCAACAUCAUCAUUAG